Molecule: messenger RNA, 4294 nt
Organism: Empidonax traillii (willow flycatcher)
Lineage: Eukaryota; Metazoa; Chordata; Aves; Passeriformes; Tyrannidae
Gene: MASTL
Product: microtubule associated serine/threonine kinase like
Exons: 12
Coding region: 31-2742 (903 amino acids)
Biological process (GO): peptidyl-serine phosphorylation; intracellular signal transduction
Cellular component (GO): nucleus
Molecular function (GO): ATP binding; protein serine/threonine kinase activity
Source: RefSeq, a predicted model, not a curated record
CGGCGGGGCCGGGCCGGGCCGGGCAGCGCUAUGGGGAUCGAGCGGCUUGAGGAGCCGGGGGGCGAUGCCGCCACUACCACAGCCGCCGGCCCGAGGCGCGUCGAGGUCCCCCGGCCACCCUCCAUCGAGGAGUUCACCAUCGUGAAGCCUAUCAGCCGCGGCGCCUUCGGGAAGGUGUACCUGGGCCGUAAGGCGGGCCGGCUCUACGCCGUGAAGGUGAUGAAAAAAGCAGACAUGAUCAACAAAAACAUGGUUCACCAGGUCCAGGCAGAGAGGGAUGCAUUGGCUCUCAGUAAAAGUCCUUUCAUUGUGCACUUAUACUACUCACUUCAGUCAGCAAAUAACAUCUAUUUGGUGAUGGAGUACCUUAUUGGUGGAGAUGUCAAAUCUCUUCUCCAUAUUUAUGGAUAUUUUGAUGAAGAAAUGGCUGUUAAGUAUAUUUCUGAAGCAGCAUUGGCCCUUGACUAUCUUCACAGGCAUGGGAUAAUCCACAGAGAUCUGAAGCCAGACAACAUGCUCAUUUCUAAUCAGGGCCACAUAAAGCUGACAGACUUUGGGCUUUCCAGAGUUACUCUGAACAGAGAGAUAAAUAUGAUAGAUAUCCUUACUACGCCAUCAAUGGCAAAGCCAAAACAAGACUACUCACGUACUCCAGGACAAUUGUUGUCUCUUAUCAGUUCUCUGGGCUUCUAUUCUCCUGUUGGAAUGAAAAUGCCAGCGCACAAUUCAAGUCAAUCGUCCGACAGUUUGCGUGGAGUGGUUUCUCCCUUACCUAUGGUCCAAAAGGAAAAUACCCCUCUUUCAACUAAAUUCUUCAAAACACAUCUUGAUAAUUCUCAAUUAACGCCUGUGAUGCCAGCAAGAAGUUUGACUCCUACUCUACUUCAGUCAAGAAAGAGGUUUGGUGCUUGCAGUGUUACUAGUGAGUCACACACUCACCAGUCCAGUGUGGAAUCAGAAUGCUUCAGCAGCCCCAGGUGGGAGAAAGAUGUAGAGUACAAUGAAGAUGAACCUGGUUCUGCAACAUGCAAAACAAGUAACAGUGGAUCGGCUCUCCCUUCAAAUGUUGAGUUGCCAAAUAGCAAAAGUAUGGAAGUUUUGAAGAAAAAAGAACUUGAGUCUGCUAUUUCUCCCAUUGUCAGAAAUGAUUCUGGCUGUAAGCAGAAGUUGGGAAGUGAACAUUCAAAUAUAACAGAUACUCCUGUGACCACGCUGGAUGUGAGAGGCGUAGGAAGAAAAUGUAUUUCUGAAAAGACUUGGGAAGAAAAAGCCUGUGUAAAUAAAAGAGAGAGAACUAAAGAAACAGCAGAAAAUUCCAGUCCACAGCAGUCAUCUUCAUGGCAGAAUGAGCCUUUCAAAGAGGAAGAAGUUUUUGAAAAACCAAGUGUUAAAAGAAGCUUUGAAUUAGUUGAUACCAGUCCUUGUCAGGAACUUAAUUAUGUUAAAAAAAGUAACGCAGAAUAUAAACGUGGCUGUCAGAUCUCUGAAUUUCCAGCAAACAGUAGGACGGGUUUGACAACAGAAAUUCAAUCCUUAAUGCUCUGUAAUGAUGAAUGCCCACGUGACACCUGCAGAAGUGAGGAGGAAGUGAAGUGUUCUAUUAGCAACCAACAAACAGGAGAAAGAUCCCUUACUCCAACUAUAGCCAAAAAUCUUAUGUGUGAUCUGGAUGCAGACUACAGAAAGGAUGAUGAAAAGGAGUACAUGAACUCAAGUUUUUUAGAUACUGAUGACGAGAAACCUUUAGGGAUCCUCAGUGCAGAUUCUGAUGUAUUUACUGAAAUGUCUGUCACGGAAAGCCAUUUAGAAAAGCAGCUUUUAGAUUUGGACAAAAGCGUUAAAGACCUCUCCUUUGAGGAGCCACGACCUGAAGGCGUGCUGGUAACGUCGCCAGAGUCCCAAGAUGCCCCACAAAGUGGAGAGGAAGCACAUACAGUCCAGGACUGCAAGUUGUUACAUCGUGAAAAGAAUAAUGACCAGAAACACGGGGAAGGAGCUUACCUUAACACAGUAUCUCCUCCUUCAGAAAAGAUGAUGGAAGCUCUGAGUCUCUUUAAAAAAAGUGCUGUUGUUUUUCGAAGUUACAAUAGCCCAAUUAAUAUGUCCAAUGUAUCUGAGCCGUGUAGCAUGGCUUCUUUAGAUAUAAUGGAUCUUUCACCUGCUUGUAGUGGCUCUUACCCAACAGCUAUCACUCCAUCCCAGAAAGGAAGGCCGUAUCAGGCUUAUCAGACACCUCGUCAGGGGGAUGCUGGCACACCCUAUCGGACUCCAAAGAGUGUAAGAAGAGGAGCUGCCCCCGUAGAAGGUGAACGCAUCCUGGGAACCCCAGACUACCUGGCACCAGAGCUGCUUUUGACAAAGCCUCACGGUUCUGCUGUAGACUGGUGGGCCCUUGGAGUUUGUCUGUUUGAGUUUCUAACUGGAAUUCCACCUUUUAACGAUGAAACACCAGCACAAGUUUUCCAAAAUAUUUUGAAAAGAGAUAUUCCCUGGCCCGAGGGUGAAGAAAAGCUGUCUGAUAAUGCCCAAAAUGCAAUAGAUAUUCUUCUAACAAUUGACACUACUAAGAGAGCUGGACUGAAAGAGCUGAAACAUCACCCCCUCUUUCAUGGUGUGGACUGGGAUAAUCUGCAGAAUCAAACCAUGCCGUUUAUACCCCAGCCAGAUGAUGAAACUGAUACCUCUUACUUUGAAGCAAGGAAUAACGCUCAGCACCUGACUGUGUCUGGAUUUAGCUUGUAGCAUCAAGAUAAGUGAACAUUCUCCAUGGUUUUGCACACUUACAGGUUAUCUGGUAACACUAGCUUGGUCUUGACUGAGUUUCCUGGCCAAAUUUAGUGUUUUACAUGAUCGGUCUUUUUAUUAUAGUCUCCUUUAUUCUAAAGUGAAACUACUGUAUGCAACUGGUAUCAAGUGCCUUUGUGCACUCACUGCACCUUACUAAGAAACCAGAGCAUUGACUGUCUUGGAGCUGGUAACUCUUGACAGUGAUGGGGCUUUUUCAUAGCAAUGAGUAAUUCCAGUUAGGAGGUGCGAUGUUAUUUCCCGGCUAAACCUAGUAGGGAAAGGACAAAAAUGCGUACAAACUGUACCUAUUGGUGGUUUGGUGUGAUGACAGGCUGGGCUGGAAGCACUCCUUUAACUCUGUUAAACAAAUCCUCUGCUGAAAUUGUUGCAUUGUAACCACUUGGGCUGUAUGAAGCUGGACUGAACAUACAUUUUAGCAGUUACAAGUUUUACCUAGAAAAUGCCCUGUGUGUGUGUGCUCACUCAUGUCAGAUGAUUUUGGCUUUUAACAAGUGAAGCAGUAUUCAUACUGAAGCUGCUGUAUACUGAAGACUAUAAUGUACUGCAAAGUGACAGAGUGUUCUGUAAACUCACAAGAGCUUAGAUUUUUACUAGAACAUAAGAUAGAAGCGUAUAUUCAGUGUUAUAAAUCUGAAUUAGGGAUAAGUAUACUUUAAUCUGUCUUUAAAUGCAACACAAAACUUGAAUCUGCUAGGUUUCAGAGGUUUGUUUUUAGGUAAUCCUGUUUAAAUAAUCUUCAGUAUUUCUGUUGCAUAGGUACCUUUCUCUGCUAACUGAAUGAAGAUUUUUUCAGGUUUGUACUUGUUAGAUAAAGAUCACUUGUGCUACAUGGUGGUGCCAGCCAAGGGCAUUGUACCAGCUGAGCAUUUUACUAGUGAUUUUUGCCAAGUGGCAAAAGUGGCUUCAUGCACUGACCCCUUUUGUAGCAGAUGCGAGUUGUCCUUCCAUCACUCUGCUGCCUGGAAGACAGGAUUUAUUGAUGCAAUUCUGAGCACACAGUGUCUGCUAGGCUUCCUGCUGUCCCCUCAGGUUGCUGUAAAAGGAAUGGGAAAAGUGAAGAAAAUGGAAGUUUCCUAAAAAAAACCUAGAGAGAGGUGAUUCUUAACAGCUCAAAAUGCCCAAUCCCAGCUCUAGCUGUAAAAUACACAGUGAGUCUCACUCCUUUUGCUAAGGAUUGCAGUUUCAGAAAACUUCUAAAUUGUUCAAUCUCUUACCUUGUUACAUGAAAAAGGUGCCAACAAAGUCAUGCACUGCUGAAGCAGUAUCCGUAAACAGUGUUCUCUGAAUGUGAUGAGAAGUUCUUUUGUGGUUUUGCUGUACAGUUGGAAUAUAUAAACUGGGGUAGGAGGGAUACUUUUAGGUAUGCAAUCACUGGUGUUUUAUAAAACUUAUUCUUCCAUUUCUAGUAAUCUGGUUUAAGAAAGUGAGUCUUACAAGAAUGGACUAUGAUUACAUGUUGAGUAAAUAUAAACUGAACAUCACACCA